Mercurialis annua (annual mercury) is the source of this 2503-nucleotide messenger RNA. Its product is annotated as neutral/alkaline invertase 3, chloroplastic-like. NCBI's taxonomy places the organism in Eukaryota, Viridiplantae, Streptophyta, Magnoliopsida, Malpighiales, Euphorbiaceae. Gene Ontology annotation, cellular component: chloroplast. The transcript has 7 exons. The coding region runs from base 194 to 2155 and encodes 653 amino acids. Gene Ontology annotation, molecular function: sucrose alpha-glucosidase activity; endo-alpha-N-acetylgalactosaminidase activity. The record is from RefSeq and is a predicted model, not a curated record. Gene Ontology annotation, biological process: sucrose catabolic process.
UUAAAAAAAAAAGCGAAAUUUAGAACUACAUAUUUUUAGCAGUGACGACGAUUGUUUUGUUCAUUCGUUUUUAUUAUUUAUUUAUUUAUCACAGCUUCUCUUUUGGUUCUAACCCAACUUUUUAAAUUGAUUAAAGUUGAAAAAGAGUUCUGGCAUACUCUGAAAGUUGGUACUAUUUGAUUUGCGAAACUUCAUGAUGAUGGGAACUUCUGAGGCAGUUUUGCAGGUUCUGUCAGCUGGUCCUCGCAUGUUCACUUCUGAUCCAUGUGCUAACAAUUUAUAUUCGAAAUUCCCUUCCGAAUUUUAUACAAAAUCUGCCAAGAAAAGGGCUUUAAGAGAUAAGAAAACCUUAAAAUGCUCAAAUUUUCUUCAGCAUCGCAUUGGAAUUCAUGGGCUUAAGUCGACUAGUGAGAAUGGCCUUUUUGGGAACACGGCAGUUGAUAAAUUGCUGUUUGCUAGUUGCAAAUGCCAUCAGGCUGAAAGUGUAAGCGGUUUAACUGCGGAUGAUGGAAAGGGGACAUGGUUUAUAGAUAAUGCAAGGGCGUUAAACCUUAAUGAUGUGACAAAUACACCGACUAUGCUGGAGUUUGGGGAAUCUAACGGUCCAGCAAAACAGGAACAUGAGAGUUUGUCAAGUAAUGGGGCAGUAGGAAUAGCUAGCGAUACCUCUCGUAAGGCUAGCAUAGACUCUAUUGAAGAUGAAGCUUGGGAUCUACUGCGCAGUUCUGUGGUUAAUUAUUGUGGCAGUCCUAUUGGAACUAUUGCUGCCAAUGAUCCCACCAGUUCCAACCUGUUGAAUUAUGAUCAGGUCUUCAUUAGAGACUUUAUACCUUCUGGUAUUGCAUUUCUUUUGAAGGGAGAGUACGACAUUGUUCGGAAUUUUAUACUUCAUACGCUUCAGCUGCAGAGCUGGGAGAAAACAAUGGACUGUCACAGUCCUGGUCAGGGAUUAAUGCCUGCUAGUUUUAAGGUGCGUACUGUUCCUUUGGAUGGCGAUGACUCUGCAACUGAAGAGGUAUUAGACCCUGACUUUGGAGAGGCAGCAAUUGGUCGCGUUGCACCAGUUGACUCUGGAUUAUGGUGGAUUAUCUUGCUACGCGCAUAUGGAAAAUGUUCUGGUGAUCUCUCAGUUCAGGAGAGGAUUGAUGUACAGACUGGAAUUAAGAUGAUUCUGAGGUUAUGUAUUGCUGAUGGUUUUGAUAUGUUCCCUACCCUGUUGGUGACAGAUGGUUCUUGCAUGAUAGAUCGCCGUAUGGGGAUUCAUGGACACCCUUUAGAAAUCCAGGCACUUUUUUAUUCGGCAUUACGUUGUGCACGGGAAAUGCUUGCUCCUGAGGAUGGAUCAGCUGAUCUCAUCCGCGCUUUGAACAACCGUCUUGUUGCUCUGUCAUUCCAUAUUAGGGAAUACUAUUGGAUUGAUUUGAAAAAACUAAAUGAGAUUUACCGUUAUAAAACUGAAGAGUACUCUUAUGAUGCAGUCAAUAAGUUUAAUAUAUAUCCUGAUCAGAUUUCUCCUUGGUUAGUUGAAUGGAUGCCCAACCAGGGGGGCUAUCUGAUUGGAAACUUGCAACCAGCACACAUGGAUUUCAGAUUCUUUUCUCUUGGAAAUUUAUGGUCAGUUGUAAGUGGUCUUGCAACAACAGAACAAUCCCAUGCCAUUUUGGAUCUCAUUGAAGCCAAGUGGACUGAUUUGGUUGCAGACAUGCCGUUCAAGAUAUGUUAUCCGGCUCUUGAAGGUCAGGAGUGGCAGAUAAUCACAGGAAGCGAUCCUAAGAACACGCCUUGGUCAUACCAUAAUGCAGGUUCUUGGCCAACUCUGCUUUGGCAGUUGACAGUUGCAUGCAUCAAGAUGAAUAGACCAGAAAUUGCUGCAAAAGCUGUUGAAAUUGCAGAAAGGCGUUUAUCGCGGGACAAGUGGCCUGAAUAUUAUGAUACGAAAAGUGCAAGAUUCAUAGGAAAACAAGCUCACCUAUUCCAGACCUGGUCUAUUGCUGGAUAUCUCGUGGCAAAGGUCUUACUUGCAGACCCAUCUGCGGCUAAGAUGCUUAUAACUGAAGAGGAUUCCGCGCUUGUCAAUGCCUUCUCUUGCUUGAUCAGUACCAACCCAAGAAGAAAGCGCGGAAGAAAAGAUUCAAAACAAACCUACAUAGUGUGAAUUUCUCAAUCUGCAGGUAGAAUAUGGGUAAAUAUUUUCAUGAUUCGUGAUCGGAUCAUCAGUUAACGAUCAUAUUCAUUACUUUAAUUAGGCUAAUAUAAAGUUCAAUAUAAUUAUUAAAUUUUCGUCCUAUUCAUUCUCGUGGAUCAUAGCAUUUGUGAUUCCACAUGUAAAAAUCUUGUAUACUGGAAUAGGGAUAUAGAGAGUAGCAUACUAAAUUUAUGUUCUCAUAGGUGAACUAUGAUGGCUGUUCCUUAGCUUUGAACUAUAUUUAUGAUAUUAUAAUAUGUUUGAAUUUUUCACACACAAUUAUUUGAUUUAUAUGUAUUGAAUUAGAUUGCCUCUUUA